This is a messenger RNA of Arxiozyma heterogenica, 1497 nucleotides long. It is a transcript of the gene SSL1, whose product is annotated as TFIIH/NER complex subunit SSL1. Gene Ontology annotation, molecular function: zinc ion binding. The record is from RefSeq and is a predicted model, not a curated record. Gene Ontology annotation, cellular component: transcription factor TFIIH holo complex; transcription factor TFIIH core complex. Lineage: Eukaryota; Fungi; Ascomycota; Saccharomycetes; Saccharomycetales; Saccharomycetaceae. The transcript has a single exon. Gene Ontology annotation, biological process: DNA-templated transcription; regulation of transcription by RNA polymerase II; nucleotide-excision repair. The coding region runs from base 1 to 1497 and encodes 498 amino acids.
AUGCCUUUAAUUGAUUCGGAUUCAGAUUCAGAUGAAGGAAAAAUUAACAUCUCAGGAAGAAGAAAUAGAAGAGACCCAAAUUUCAAUGCCAACCCCACCAAAGUUAACUCGAACCCUUUGAAACGUGCGAGAAAUAAUUCAGAGAAUGAUGAUUCUAUUAAAUCUUCUUCUAAAUCAUCAGAUUCUAAUCAACAAAAUCAAAAAGAUAGAAAGGUUAGAUAUAUAGCUAAAAAGAAGACAUCAAAUAAUAAUAACAACAACAAUAGCAAUGAGGUAGAGGGAGGUGGUGGCGAUAAUGUUGAAAACAAUAAUCUACAAGGUGCCAAUGGUGGUUACGCCUGGGAAGAUGAAAUUAAAAGAAGUUGGGAUUUAGUUACUGUGGAUAAAGAAGGUGACAUGACUGCCCUAGUGGCGUCUAUAAUUGAAGCUAGAAAAAAACGUGCUGCAAAAAGAAAUAUCACUCCAUUUCAACGUGGUAUCAUUAGAACGUUAAUUUUAACUCUUGAUUGUAGUGAAAGUAUGAAUGAAAAGGAUUUGAGACCAAAUAGACAUGCCAUGAUGAUCCAGUAUGCAAUAGAUUUUAUUCAUGAAUUCUUUGACCAAAAUCCAAUAUCCCAGAUCGGUAUAGUCAUAAUGAAAAACGGACUAGCUCAUUUGGUUAGUCAAGUGAGUGGUAAUCCACAGGAUCAUAUCGACGUUUUAAAAUCACUAAGAAAGCAAGAACCAAAGGGUAAUCCCUCUUUACAGAAUGCUUUAGAAAUGGCAAGGGGUAUUUUGUCACCCGUUCCACCACAUUGCACAAGAGAAGUAUUAAUUAUAUUUGGUAGUCUGUCAAGUACUGAUCCUGGUGAUAUACACCAGACUAUUGCAUCAUUAGUACAUGAUAGAGUUAGAGCAAAAGUAAUUGGACUAUCAGCUCAAGUAGCCGUAUGCAAAGAACUUUGUUCAUUAACAAAUUUUGGUGAUAACUCGUUUUAUAAAAUUGUGCUAGAUGAAACCCAUUUUAAAGAAUUGUUUGAUGAAGCAGUUACCCCAUUACCCGUCAAUAAAGUAAAUAAAGGCUUUACUCUAGUUAAAAUGGGAUUUCCAACGAGAGUGUUUGAAAAUAUACCAACUUUCUGUUCCUGCCAUUCAAAAUUAGUCUACGGUGGUUAUUUUUGUCCAAAUUGUCAUAGUAAAGUUUGUUCUUUACCUACUGUCUGUCCUUGCUGCGAUUUAAUGCUAAUUUUGUCCACUCAUUUAGCUAGAUCAUAUCAUCAUCUAAUGCCAUUGAAAACUUUCGAAGAAGUAGAUUCCAAAGAAAAGUUUCCCACAGAAAAUUGUUUCUCUUGUCAAAAAAAGUUUCCGGUUCUAAUGGACCAUAAGACCAACGAAUUAUUAACUAGUUCAAGGUAUAGAUGCCCUGAUUGUAAGAUCGACUUUUGCAUAGAUUGUGAUGUGUUCAUACAUGAGAUACUUCACAACUGUCCUGGAUGUGAAUCAAAACCCACUAUCUAA